Messenger RNA from Oxyura jamaicensis (ruddy duck), 969 nucleotides. RefSeq names its product testis specific serine kinase 2 (gene TSSK2). Gene Ontology annotation, biological process: protein phosphorylation; microtubule cytoskeleton organization; intracellular signal transduction. Lineage: Eukaryota; Metazoa; Chordata; Aves; Anseriformes; Anatidae. The record is from RefSeq and is a predicted model, not a curated record. Gene Ontology annotation, cellular component: cytoplasm. Gene Ontology annotation, molecular function: protein serine/threonine kinase activity; tau-protein kinase activity; ATP binding. Bases 1 to 969 code for a protein of 322 amino acids. The transcript has a single exon.
AUGGAUGAUGCUGCGGUGCUUGAAAGGAAAGGUUACAGCCUGAGUGUCACGCUGGGAGAAGGCUCGUACGGCAAGGUGAAGUCAGCCUACUGCAACAAGCUGAAAUGCAACGUGGCCGUAAAGAUAAUUGACAAGAGGAAAACUCCUCGGGACUUCCUGGAAAGAUUUCUUCCCAGGGAAAUAGCUGCUUUGAAACGCUUGCACCACCCGUCGAUCAUCAAAACCUAUGAGAUCUUCGAGACAUCAAAUGGGAGAGUGUACAUCAUCAUGGAGCUGGGGGUAAAGGGAGACCUCCUGGACUACAUCAAGAUCACAGGAGCCAUGAAGGAGGACUUUGCUCGUUUGAAGUUCCAGCAGUUGGCUUCUGCCAUCAAGUACUGCCAUGACUCAGACCUUGCUCACAGGGACCUGAAAUGUGAGAAUAUCCUUCUCGACAAAGACCUAAAUGUCAAGUUAUCAGACUUUGGCUUUUCCAAAUCCUUGUCUCGGGAUGAAAAUGGGAGAACUAUUCUCAGUAAAACCUUCUGUGGGUCUGCUGCAUAUGCAGCCCCUGAAGUGCUGCAGGGCAUUCCUUGCGACCCCAAGAUUUCGGACAUAUGGAGCCUGGGUGUCAUCCUGUAUACAAUGGUCUACGCGCUAAUGCCCUUUGAUGAUUCUAAUGUUAGAAACAUGAUCUAUAUUCAGAAACAACACAGGAUUCCCUUCCCCAAAUCAAAAUACCUGACUACAGAGUGCAAGGACCUUAUUUACCACUUGCUCCAGCCCGAUGCAUCACAGAGGCUGUGUAUAGAUGAAGUUUUGAGACACUCAUGGUUGCAGACUCCAAAAUCCCAAACCCCUACCUCUCCGCCAGCUGCAGAAAUCGGUGAGUGUUCCCAAAGCCUGCAUGAGGAAAAGCCUAAGCACAACCAGGAAGCCAAAACCAAUUCAGCAGAACAGGAAGGAGAGAAGGCAAAUGGAUUCUUUUAA